UUCAAUUUUGACAGUUGUAACCAGUGGUCAUCGUAUUUUUUAUACCUCCUUGCAGUUUGAUACCAAAAUAUUAGUUAUUUGCAAAGUGGUAUUACGUGUGCACGAUGAAAAUACGAUCCCACGCACUCCGGGAAAGGUGGAAUGCGGCCCGCUAGCAACGGCUGACAUGUCUACCCGAAGCGCGAGCGCGAUGCGCGCGCGCCGCGGCCACAAGGAGCGCUCCAAAAACUUCACCGAGCUCGAGAAGAGAACCGUUCUCGAGCUCAUCGCGCGCCACCGCGACGUGCUGCGCCAGGGCCGCUCCAACAACGCCACCAACCGCAGCAAACAGCUGGUGUGGUCGACGAUUUGCGAGGAGGUGAACAAACGCUGCGGCGGCGAGCGGCCGCGCACUCCCGCGCAGGUCAAGAUGUGGUACGAGAACUACAAGAAGAAGUGCAAGAUGCGCGCGCACGACACACAGCAAACCCAGGCAGAGGCGCCCGGCCUGCUCGACGGAAUGUUUUGGCAAAACAUACUUCCUUUAGACGUAAAAGAGGAAGAAGCCGAGGCGACGUUGAGUGUGGACGGAGCACACAGCGCCAAAGAUGACGACUGCCUGCCCGUUAACAUGUCAAACGGCCGACUCUCAAGCACGAACGAUAGCGACGACACGAUGCCCAACGUCCUCGAGCCCCAAGUCCAAAUAAUACCCCAUUCCUCCCCCACGCCCCCCCUCAAACCCCUUCCCAACCCCCUUUCUCUACCCCCCCACUUACCCCUCCUCCCCAACCCCUUACAAGUGAUCGAACAGGACCGAAUCCGGCAGAACCUAAUCCAAAAACUAAACGAGCUCUCAAACACACCUUUAAACUUAAGCCAUCUGGACGAUGACCGAAGAAAAAAUGGCCACGAAAAGAACCAGGACAAAGACGAAAUAAAACACGACUGCGGAUCGGCGACGGAAGAAGAAAGAUUGUAUUUCACAGCCAAAAGACAACACGCCAUCUGGGAACAUGAGGCGAAAAUGAAAAUCCUAAACAUGGAACUUCGUCAGAAGGAAGAAAUAUUCUCGCUGCAAAAACAACUCUUCCUCAUCGAGUUACGGCUCAAAAUGGACUUCCUGGAGAAGGCCGGCGCCAAGUAAGAUGUUUCUGAAAGUAUUUAUGACAAUAAAUUUGUUGUAAGUCACUCGUAAGUGAUAGGAUGGGCCUGAUGAGAGAUCUAUCUCGCGGUAAAGUCAGUGUGUCUCUUUUUAUCGAUAUACGAAGGAAAAAGACAGAAUAUGCAUGCAAAGACAAUUUUAGAAAGCAUCAAAAAAGUAUCAAAAUUGCUAUAUUUUAACCAGUAAAGAGGACAUACCGAACUUCAAAUAUCAGGCCCAGUAUACAUGCUUUAAGCAUAGUAUACACAUAUUCAAAGACCGUGAAUGAUUUGUUACAUUUGUCUCAAAUGUAUAGGGUUGCCAAUGCUGUGAUAUUUAUUUUGGCCUUGUGUUACAUAGAACUCAUCGUUAAGACAAUGUCAAAAUGUGAUAAGUAUUUUACUCGUAUUUUCAAAUAUUUCCUUUUUACAUGACCCUAAUUUUAUUUAGAAAACUACCAAAUGGUAUGUUUUUGUAAAUUGGCAACCCCGAAUGUAAUGAACGUGCAACAUCGAUUGGCCAAGGGCCAAGAAAUAAAAUACUUCAUCGACAUUAGUCACUCAUACGAUCUAGUUCAUUUAGUGCCAUCGGUUACUGUAGUUACCCAUUUUUUAAUGUUUAUUUUAACGCCACAGACCACUUAAUACUUCCAAAAUUGUAGUUUUUUAACAGAAACAGUAUAAUGGCAACAUUUUUUGCCUAUAAAGUACCCAAAUAAACAACUGUAUUUUUUUAAACUAAAACAAAUAAAAACUUUUUUACUCGUUCUAUUUUUUAAUAUUACGUGGUCUGUGAUUUAAGCUGUCUAUUUUUUAUUGCAAAUAAGUCAGUAUUGCGAAAGAUAUUUUUAAAUUACUUAUAUUUUGUUGAUUAUUUUAAUAACAAAAUGCGAUUUUCACCAUGCGUAUUUUAGCACGAUUUUUUGCCUUUUAUCUUUCGGUGCAAACAUAAUAUGUCUUGAUAGGUAAAAAUACCUGCUUAUUUUUAACAUUUACUCAGCUUGACGCAUCUGUCAAUGACACCUUGUCUUUGAUCAACCAAUCAGAAACAGGAAAAAUUGACAGCUGUCAAAUUACAUGGUGUUCGAAACACGAACUAUGUUAAUGACUAUAAAAAAGUUGAUUAAAUUGGUGCAAUUAUGUUGUUCUAAGUAUUGAAUAGGAAAUCGAAACAGCAAUAAGUAUUGUAGCUUUGUAUGUUACAUAAUCUGUAUGAUAUUUGUCUAUGGCCUUCUGUGUUGCCAAAUUAAAAAAUCUGAUUAUGACUUUUAAUGAAAAAGACUAAAUUGUCGUCUUAAAUUCGAAGUAAAGUAUUAUAACAUUUUUGUACCAGUGUUGUAUUGAUCGGAAAAUUGCAUGAUAAGAAUUAUUUUUUGAAACUUAUAUUUUGCAUAGCUUAUUUUUUAUGUUACUUUUUUAGUUGUAGAACACUUAAUAAGUUAAGAGCUUACUUUUAUAGUAUUAUAAAACUAUAAGGCAGCUAAAGCAUAAUUUUUAUUUAUAGAAAAGUAUAAAACUGCCAUAUUCUUUGAUUUUUUGCCCAUUUUAGGGUCAGUUUAGAAUCAAAAACAUUAUUUUUUUGGACUUUUUAAAACCCUUUUUAAUGCUUACGCGACUUCUUUAGUUUUUAUCACGUAAAAUAAUUUUAUUUUAAUCCAUUUUGUUAUAAUUUCUUUUGUUAGUACUUAGCAUCCUGGUGGACUUAAAAGAGCCCAUUUUUAGGGUCAUUGUACUUUUGACAGGUCGUGUCAUGUGUCAUAAUAUAUUAGCACUGCUAACAUACUAGUCGUAGUUACAUUUAUGUAGUUGUGUGAAGUGACAUACAACAAUACCUGUGUAUUUAUUAACUAUAGUAUUAUAUUUAUAGUACGCCGAACGCAUAGUAUUAAAGUAUUGACUACUUAUAAAAAUAUUUAUCAAAAUCGGUCUCUUUAGAUUUAUUUUCUUCAAAAGAAAAGUAUUUUAGUUAUAUAUGCGUUUGAUUUAUAUAUCCGUUGAUAUAAGUAUUCUUAACGCAGCCCCUGGACCGAUUUUGAUGCGGUUGUGUCCUUCACACAACUAUAUGCCAAGUCAGUGAUGUGCCAAUAAACGAAAACCAUUGUUAAAGUUAUUAUAAUAAAAUAUAUAGUUAUUACAUAUAUAAGGUAUAGUAAAUACGUAACCAUACGUAAAAUGUAGACAAAUGUUACGGAAAAAUAAAUUCGACAUAAUAUGAUAUUACUAGAUAUAUGAAUAAUAAUGUAGAACGAAAAAAUUGCAGUACAAAAUAAUAAUAAAAAAUAUACCUCAAACACACAGUGUAUUGUAUAUAAAUAGAUAAGUAGAUUAUAAAAUAAUAACGUUUUAGAACCGUUUUAUAUGGAGGCGUCUUACACCUUCAGUUUAUUCGCGCUCGGUUGCCAGGUUCAAAAAUAAUUUGUUUAAAAGCUUGGCAACCCUGGUGUAAGUACUGCAGAAACACUUUUUUUGGCUAAAUAUCUGUUUCCCAAGGCUGUAACAUAAAGUUAAUAUACCUAGCGGGAUAGAGCAACAAAGAACUGAGCGAGCGAGAUGUCACUAGCAGCAACACUGUGAUAAAAAGAGAUGCGUGAUGCAAACAACCGUUUUUUGCAACUAUUUGACAGUUUAGAGGCACUUAGUGGCACGCAGAAAAUUUAAACUCUUGAGAUAUUUUCAGAUUUUACGCGAGUGAAAUCGUGGAUGUUUAUGAGAAAUAGUGCUUCAAAAACAUGGUGACUGAUUCAGUGAUUGAUUUGUUGUAAAAAACAGUGAAAUAAUCCUGACAAGUGACAUCCAGUGUCAUCCAAAAUCGGUUUCGUUUGACAGCUCGUAGUUGUUGCUCUAUUCCGACGGAAUAUUAACUUUAUGGUCUGUAACUAUGUGCCAAUUGACACGUCUCAAGGCUGCGAUCAUAAUUUUUAAAGGCUCUGCCAAACCAACGCGUGCAGCUUGCGUGCGCGAUGGCGAUCACUGCGUGCAAAAGUUGUUCACAUUACCGUGAUCGCGUUUCAGACAUUUAGCAUGAGAAACGUCAAAAUAACAAGCGCGAUCUGUGGGUCUAGACAAAGUGCAAAUUAUAAUCGCAAACCAGUCGAAAAGCCCCUUUUUUGUAUGGAGUUUUGACGGAUUCGAUUUUCGAUUCGAUCAAAAAGUGCGUUUUGUCUAGGGGGCUGGCCCCCUAGACAAGUUGCAAAAUCUGACAGUUUUAAUGUCGAAAAAUGGUCGAAAGACCUUUUUUUGUAAAGAGUUUACAACGGAUUCGAUUCGAUCUAAAAGUGCUACUUGUCUAGACCUACAGCUCGCUAAUUGCCGCGGCCAUUGACAGGACGCGUUGAUCUGAACUCAUCGCUACAAAUUCAUACAAGUCUGAUCGCUAUCGCCACCGCGCACGCAGGGAACACGCGUUGCUUUGGCCGAGCCUUAAUAGUUGGAAUGUGAUGUGUUUGCGAUCUCACUACAGUUAUUUUUACCUCUGAUUGCGCUUUCAAUAAAAGAUAUUGUU
Messenger RNA from Ostrinia furnacalis (Asian corn borer), 4624 nucleotides. RefSeq lists its product as uncharacterized. Lineage: Eukaryota; Metazoa; Arthropoda; Insecta; Lepidoptera; Crambidae. Bases 167 to 1126 code for a protein of 319 amino acids. The record is from RefSeq and is a predicted model, not a curated record. The transcript has 6 exons.